Messenger RNA from Trichoderma harzianum CBS 226.95, 1131 nucleotides. RefSeq lists its product as hypothetical. Gene Ontology annotation, biological process: polyketide metabolic process. The coding region runs from base 263 to 742 and encodes 159 amino acids. The transcript has 2 exons. NCBI's taxonomy places the organism in Eukaryota, Fungi, Ascomycota, Sordariomycetes, Hypocreales, Hypocreaceae. The record is from RefSeq and is a predicted model, not a curated record.
CUUCGAUAACCAGUGACAGUGACAACUAUUUACCCACUCAAUCUAUUCCCCAUUUUCCCAUUAUACACUUGCUUAGCCUUGGUAUCAGCUCCUGCAUUCGUAUCGGCUUAAUCCCAACAUCAAGUUAACCCUUGCAUCGGCCUUCCAAGUCCUAAGCGAGCGCCCUGGAUUAAACUUUUCAUUCCAACCUCCCCUCCGGCUAGGCAUAUCUCAAAGUAUUUGGAGUUACGUGAACAAUCCCUUACAACAAUAGCAGGGCAAGAUGAAUACUCUCUCUGUACCAGAGCUGAACCGGCAAGUUAUUACGCGGUAUUUCCAGGAGUUCUGGACCAAUGGGAAUCCAGACAUCGUCGACGAACUUUGCGCCGACAAUGUAACGGUUUUCUAUCCCAUGCAUGGGCGAAUGGUGGGCAAAGAUGCUACUAAAGAGUGUUUAGCCAAGUUUAAGCAAGCGUUUCCCGACAUUUCAUUUAGACUGCUGUCUCCUUUUCCCUUGAUUGCAGAAGACAACUACGUGGUUGCUCGCUGGUUUGGUGGUGGUAAGCAUACCGGACCGGCAUUUUACGAUCUUCCUGUUGGAAGUCUGCCCGAGCCCAACACCGGUAAAGAAAUGAGAUUUUCUGGCACAACAAUCUAUAAGCUGGAGAAUGGCAAAAUUUUGGAAGAGACGGGAGAGGAGUCUGGUCUUGUCGCAAUGCAGCAACUAGGAUUCAUUAAACUGAAUGAUGGUUUUGCUCCAUGAGCUCAGUGUAUACAGCUAUAUAUCCCCCUUCGCCUAUACCUGGAGAAUAUGUUACAUAUGCAAAACAAAACAUAGUCCACUUCUAUACAAUGUGGAAGUGUAGCUCGCCAUGAAAUUAAUAGACGAUAUGAUAUCAUUAAAUUUACAAAAAUCGUUUGCCUCCCAUCAAAUUAGUCCCGCUAAUAACUCAUUCACCCUGUCAUGUCCAAUGCGUUGCAGUAGCUCUGCAAGCCUAGCAACAAAAAAGGCGCUGUGGUCUAGGCGUCGGCUCCUUGAGGCCGCAACGAAGUACACCCAUGUCAAAGAGUUCUCUCCCAAGGAAUAUGGAGGAAUCUUGCGCACAGUAACUUGAAGUUUGUCGAGCAAUCUGUUGAGAUCGUCGGAGGAUG